Messenger RNA from Caenorhabditis angaria, 7781 nucleotides. The record is from the annotation of a GenBank genome assembly. Lineage: Eukaryota; Metazoa; Nematoda; Chromadorea; Rhabditida; Rhabditidae.
AUGACUGGAACUCCACCAAAUAUGCCAGGAUCGCAGGGAAUGCAGAGAGUGAGUUUUGGGGUUUUGAAUUUCUAGGCCAGUUCAGAAGAUCAUCAUCAUCAUCAUAUCAAUUAUUCAUUUGUCAAAAUAUGCUCAUUGCUCAGAAUAAUAACUCAUUUUAGGCCCAUUCUAGGCCAAAAAUGCAAGUUUUUCAGCGAGUUCAACGGCGGGAAAGUAUAGCUCUUCGUGCUCGUCAAUUUUUGACAGCAGUUGUCAGCGGAAAUGCGGCGGAUGUGGCGCGAAGAAUAUCGCCGCAAGCAUUGAAAGUGAGUUUUUCGCGCAUGGAUCAGGACAUUAUUUUUUGCUCCGAAACAUCGAGGCUCAAUGGCGAAUAAAUUUAUUUCAAAAUUUGGUUGAUCAAUCUUUUUUUGUCGGCCGUAAUUGCGUAGCGUCGUAGUUUUAAAAUGGUUUUAAUUAAAAAAUAAAACCAGAAAUGAUGCCUGAAUUUUUGAGGGUUUUUAUAGUUCACGUCUAAUUUUCAAAAAAGCGGGCGGAGCUUAAAAAUUGCAAGUCAUAUUGUUUUUAACUGAAAAUGAGUAAUUGCGGAGUCUUGUACUAUUUUAUGCCAAGUUUGUUUCUAAUGAACGUUUUUUUGUUUUUCAGAUUGCUCACCCGCGAACUGGAAGUGUUGCUUUAAUCCUAGCUGUUCUGAACGGUCAUUUUCCAAUCGUUGAAAGUAUUCUCAAUUAUUCACUAAAUUCGUUGGAUAUGAGAGAUAAUGUAACUCUUUGCUUUCUUGAAGGAGCAUACCGUAACACAUUGUUUUUCUAGGAAGGUCGAACAGCUCUGCAUUAUGCUGCGAGUUUACUAGGAAUCGGUCAAGAUCCCACAGUAUUUUAUUAUUUGCUCGAAAAAGGCGCGAAAGAUACAAUAGCUGAUUCAGAAGGUUUUACUGCUCAGGAUGUUCGAAAAAAUCCGGGAUUAAUUGAUUUGGAUCGAGCCAGAUAUAUGAAUGUUUGUAAGUACUGUAGAUUACUGUAGGAAGAAAACAUCAAAAUUAUUUUUCAGAUCCAAUUCAAAAAGAAAAUGAAUGGGAGGAUAUAUUUGCCACAAUUUCGGAAGAAGAUUUAACAAAUCGAGUUAUUACUGGAUUAUUGGAUGUGUCGAAUAUUCCGAUUAUUCCGGAAUAUUUGGAAAUUAUCAAGAGACUUAUGCUAUUACAGGUAGGUACUGUAGUUCGUGUCGAGACCCAUAAAAAAUUUCGAGUCAAAAUGAUAUUAUUCAUUUGUUUUAGUCGCAAGUUCUUGGAAUCUGGGAUGCGGUGGCUGCCGAAGAUCAUCGGAGUCUAAAACAAUUGAUUUGCGAGCGAAAAAUGGGUCUAGUUUUGGAUAAAGAAGGCCGCACCCCUCUACAUUAUGCAUAUACGUAAGUUUUUUUCUCUGAACAUGAAGCAGCAAAUAUAUAUUUUCCCCCAACUAAACCAAACCAAAUCCCGUUUUCUCUCACACAGCAAGAAAGAUAAGGAGCUUAUCGAAUAUUUGUUGUAUAUUUGUCCGGAUUCGGCGGCUGUUCGAGACAUUGUAAGCUCAGGAUUUUCCCAUUUGAAAGAGAAAAAUAUUUGGUUUUUUGCAGUACGGUAGAUUGCCUGCUGACUACGACACUUCCGAAAUACGCAGUCUAGAGGCGAUUGUGGAAAAAGAGGAGGGACCAAAGUUUGAACGACAAUUGACUUUGACUGUGCCGCAAGUUAGGGAGAGAAGGGUGAGUUAUAUUUUCUAGAAUUCAUAGAAUUACGGUAUUUCUGAGGAUUACUGUAGCCUUAACUAUGUGUUUUCUAGGGCUCUCGUAUUUGUAGUGUGUCUAGAUGUAGCUCUCUCUCUAUGUCACUGAAAGCAUAUCAGUCUAUGAUAUUUUCUUCGUUUCCCGGCUCUCUGGAUAUCUUGGUCUCCUCUAUGUUCUCUAACAAUUUCUAACUUCUCUACAUCUCUCUCAUAUCCUACACUAUCUAACUUUACUCUUCCUCUCUCCUUUUUCCCCUCCAAAUCCUAACCCCCUCAUCUCCUCCCUUCUUUCACCAAACAACUGACGCAUGCUCAAAUCUGUGCCCCUAAUCCGAAUUUGCAAAUUUCCGGUUUAACAUGUUAUUUUUUAUAUUCAUUAUUAUUAUUAUGAAUAAUUUUUACUUUUUGCUCGGAAGACGCUCUCUAGAAAAAAAAACUAUAAUAUUUUGCAGCCUUCUCGAACAACAUUGCUGCACAAAGAACGCUUCCAAUUCGCUGACAACGGACCAAGUGUCAAAAGAUUAUCAGCUGAUCAUAUACAAAUUCUCGAAGCUUCAGGAGAUAUGAGACAUCGAGAUAUUGAAAGUCCGGAUGGUGUUGAACCAGAAGUUUUGGAACGAAUUCAGGGAAUUGAUGUGAGAAAAAGAGAUUAUACCGUGUUGGAAAACUUGCAAAUCGAGGGAAAAUCUGAUCAAAUUAUUCGAGCCACUAAAAAAUGCGGUGAGAAAAUUGUGAGACAUGUUCAAGAGUUCCGCCAACUUCAAAAUCGAUUGAAUGCGGCAAUUGAUGCAAUCGAACGAGAGGAUAAGAAGAAGUUGACACAAACUGUUGAUGAAGAAGUUAUGCAAACUCGAGAUCAACGGGGAAUGAGAUUGUUGCAGAUUGCUGUGCUUAGGGAAAAACAUGAACUUGUUGAAUAUUUGGCAUCGACUUUUCCUGCGCAGAUUGGGUUAUUGGAUACGGUAUGUGCUUUGGGUUUGCGAUUUAUGCCUGAAAUUACUCGAUUUUUUCAGCUUGGUCGAACAUCUUUGCAUUACGCAGCUGUGCAGCAAAAUGCAAUUUAUGAUACUUUGGUCGAUUUGGGCGCCAGGAAAGACUUACCUGAUAAUGUGAGUUGUGAAGUAAUUACGGAGUGUCGUUGUUUUUGUGUGUUUUUGAAAUGUUUCUAAGAAUUCAAUACAGUAUUUUUAAGCCCACUCAAAUAUGUUUUCAUGUUUUUCCCUCUCAUAAAAAAAUGAAGAUAAUCUAUUUUUAUCCGGAAAAGACGUGUAUGAAUAGGCAGCUUAUGAUUAUCAGAAAAAUGGGAAUAUGAUGCCAUUUUUCUUCAUCUUCUUCCUUUUUUUCUACUACUAUACAGCGGAUAAAUAAUCUCUAAUUCUCGUUUAGUUAAUCUCCCUCCUAUUGGCUUUUUUCUUGAGAAAAACUGAAAAUCUUGUGGCUGAAAAUUUUCUCGAAUGUGUUUCGUACGAUUUUUAUCCGAUCAAUUUUGAAUGAUUUUUUAAGGUUUAGACAGAUAUUUUUUUAACUUCGGAAGAUUUAAAAUUUGGAAUUUUAAAAAGUUCCAUAGGUGCAGGUUGAACCUGAAAAGUACUCUGAAAAGUAAUCUUUUUUAAAAAGUUUUUCAGAAUUUGAAGUUUGAAAAUUUUCGUUGAAGUUUUGAGAAUUUAGAGUCCUAACUAAUAAUUGUGAAUAAAAAUAAAAGUAUCGGAUUCUAGAUUUCAAAACUUUUUUUUGAUCAUGUUCAGUCUCAAAAUUUUCAGAAAAUUGUCGAUUUUCAAAUGUUUUAAGCUAGAGUUUCCUAUUUUCCAUAAAAUUCUGAAUAUUUCUGAAUUGACAAUAAGAAAUUUAAAAAAAGAAUCAAAUGAGCUCUCACAGCAGUUCUUUUUUUCCUUAUUUUGAAAAGUAAAAUCUUCUGAGUUUAGUUUACUGUAAUCUCUAAGUUUUAAAACUUUCCCAAUUUCAAUUUUUCAGGAAGGUAUAACCGCUGAAGAAUAUCGCCAAUCGCCCGAAAAAUUCAUCAGACCAUCUUCGGCGGUUUCGUCGAUUAUGCUAAGAUCGAUGUCGACUGAUGACGAAUUUUUUGAUCCUGGUUAGUUUUUUGAUGGGCUACGUGGCAAUAUUUAUUUUGGAGUAUUUUUUCAACCAAAUUCGUCUUGGUUUGGCUCUGACAAAAACAGAUUUUUUCGAAAAUUCUGAAAAUUUAUACAUUUUGAAAACAAGAAAAAAAACACCUGGAUUAUCCUCGUGAAAAAAUAUGAAAAAUAAUUUUUUUUUUCAAAGUUUGAGGUCAAACAUCCACGUGGCAUAUCAGAGUUAUGAACUAUUCAAUAUCUGAUAUUUGAAUAUGCUGAAAAUCCACGUUGUAAGCUCAAAUCUCAAAUCUUGCUAUGCAUCGAGCAUCGAGAUUUUUAAUGUCAAAAAAAAAACAUAUCAAGAGUUCAGAUUUGCAAAAUGCUACUUAAGAAAAAAGUUCCUCCUCCUUAUCAAAAUUUUCUUCUUUCGCUUUUUUUCUUCCCAUUUCUGUCCGAAAAUUUCUUCAUCCUCUAAUUUAUUUAUGAUUCAUUUCCUAUAUACAUUUAUCCAAACUUCCGCACUUUCGAGGAAAUUUUUUAAUUUUUCUGGAUUUUUGCUCAAAAUUUUUAAUUUUUUUCUAGUUUUUUGAAUAAAAUUCAAAACAAGAUUUCGAAUUUUUUGGGAAUAAAAAUAAAGCUGAAAAUCCACGUGACAUUAUUUUUGUUUGAAAUCUGAAAUUUCUAUCUUCAGAAAAAUUUUGCUCCGACUUCUUUUUUUGUGGUUCGAAAUUUUGGAUUUUAAUUUUCAGAAAAAAAUCUCUAGGAAAAUCCACGUGGCAAUUUUUCUAACUUAUUUUUUUGAAUCACACUAAAGUUAUACCACGUGGCAAAAGUCCCUCUGUAGUUUUUAAAAAUCUAUUUUUCCAAGUCAAAAAGCUAGAUCACUACUAAAAUUUGGAUGAAAAUUAGAUUGCGUGUGAUCUCUCUGCGUCUCUCAAUUUCCCACACUCUCUAAACUUGUUGCGUGCGUGGUUCCGAGUUUUUGAAUUAUUCAAUAAGUUUGGCUAAGUCACCUCUUCCAAAAUUUCUUUUUUCUUAUCUCGGUGUAUUUUUUCUUCUGAAUAAUUUUCCGAUCUUUGUACAAAUUCGAAUUUAAUUUUUCAAAAUUUGUUGGGCCAAUGGAUGCAUGAGUGUCUACCAUUUGAGCAUUUCUACUUCAUGUCUUCAGCACAUCAUUUUGAAAAAUUGUAUAUUGAGCAACAUGGUUCGUUUAAAAUUAAAAAAAAUUGAAAGGGUUUUCAGGUAUGCAAAGCAUCGAAUAAGUUUAGGCUUCCAGAAUAAAUUUCAUUGAAAGGUUGAAAAAUGUUUCGAUAAAUAUUUUAUUUUUAAGAAAACUAACACAAAAUUCUUAAAGCAUUGCUUAUGCUAAUCUGAACUGGAAGUUAUGGAAAAUAUUCUAAUAAAUCUCAUAAACUGGUCCAUAUUCAGAUGCUCCAUCAGAACAACAAGUCGAUGAUUGGCUUGCGACCGGCGAAGUUCAAAAACUCGAGCAAAUUGUGCUUGAUGGAAGAGGACAUAUGUUGAAAGAGAAAAAGACAGUGAAUGAGGCGAGCACUGAAUUUAUGAGUGGAUUGACUCAAUAUUUGGUGAGUCUAGAACCUAGCCAAGGUGAUUUCAGAAUCUCUUUAUGUUUAUUUUUGCAGACAAAAAUCGAUGCAAUUCACAAAGCUGUUGAAGAAGGCGAUGUUCGUCGUGUCAAAUCAUUAAUUGAUCGACCACUUUUAGCAACUGCAAGAGAUAAUUAUGGAAUGACACCAAUUCAUAAGGCAUUAUUGCAUGGACAAACUAAUACUGUUCGAUUUUUAUUGGGAAGAUAUCCGAGUUGUGUUAAUGCUACUGAUCAUGUGAGUACUGUACAUUUGGCAACACAAAUUGAGGGAUACUUUUAUUUUUUGCCCCAAAUUUAUAACCCUUUUGAUAGAGGACAAACAUAGCCUGAAUUUUUGCGCUGAAAAUAGUCUUGUUUUUCAAAAUAAUUUCAAAAUAAAAUUAUUUUCAGGCUGGUCGAACUCCUCUUCACUACGCAGCCGCUGAUCCAAACGGCGAACACAUGAUAAAAGUUCUUCAAAAAUCAGGCGGUGAUGCAUUCAUCGAAGACAAACACGGUCACACCCCAUUUUAUUAUCGAACUCAUGGACAACGAUUGAAUGUGAGAUCAAUGAAAGACAAUGCUGUUAUGAAUCAAUUAAUAUCUGGUCAAAUAAAUCGACCUUUGUUACAAGAUCUUGAAGAAGAUAUUUAUGAUUGGAUUCAUACUGGAAAUGUUGGAAAAUUAGAAGAACUUGUGCUAACUGGAUAUGCAGAUCUUUUAUUGGGAAGAAAUCAUGAAGUUGAAGAUGCUGAUAGUAUUGGAUUCCUCGAAGUUCUUCCACAAUAUCAAGCCAAGGUUCAAAGUAUACACAAAGCUGUGGAAACUGGAAAUCUGAGAGCUGUAAAAUUGUUGACUGAUAGGAAGAAACUAUCAUUGUGUAGAGAUACAAGAGGAUUGUCCCCAUUGCAUAAAGCAAUUGUAUUUGAGAGAACUGAUAUUGCAAAAUAUUUGAUUCGAAAUUAUCCGCAAUCAGUGAAUGCAAUGGAUCAGAAGAAAAGAACACCGUUGCAUUAUGCUGCAGCAUUGAAAGAUGGCGGGUAUUUAUAUAAAGUCAUGAGGAAGUCUGGAGCUGAUCCAAAUAUUUAUGAUUGUGUGAGUUUUCUCGAACGACGCUUCCGCGUCAGCGUCACUGUCUCGACUCAACACUGAUCUGGAAAAGAUGAAAUUAUAAAUAUUUCAUUGAUAUUUUCAUAUUCUCAUGUUUUUAUGUUAUUUUUCCAGAACGGCCGCCCCGCCAAAUACUACCUAAAACACUCCGGUGAAAUCGAUCUAUCUGCAAUGCGUUUGGAUACUCGCGCAGCUCUCAAACAAGUGUUGCACAAUCGAGUUGCUCCAAGUUAUUUGGAAUCAUCAAUUCAACAAUGGUUGCGGGAUGGACAAGUGGCGAAAUUGGAACAACUAGUAUUAUCUGGGUGUGGAGAUUUGUUGCAGAAUCGGACAUCGAGUCAUCCGGAUGCGCAAAGCUUUUUGGAUAAUUUACCUGAUUAUACGGUUAGUGACUAACUCAAAAAGAAACUUUAUGAAAUCCCAUCUUUUCCAGGAGAAAAUUGAAGGAAUUCACAAAGCCAUCAAAGAAGGAAAUCUAGAUAAAGUGAAAGAGCUAAUGAAAUCCAAAAAGCUGGCAAUAGCUCGUGAUCGUUUUGGCUGCACUCCGCUUCAUUCGGCAGUUGUUCACGAACACACUGAAAUUGUUCGAUAUAUUGCUGGACAUUUCGCAUCAGUUCUGAAUGCGCCCGAUUAUAAUAAACGGACUGCGAUGCAUUAUGCAGCGGCUGCAAGAGAUGGUGGACAUUAUUUGAAGAUUUUGGGCAAAGCUGGAGGAGAUCCGAUGGCUGUCGAUAAUGUGAGUUAGAGAAGUCUGGGCCUAGUUUACAAUUUGUGGGUAGACAGGAUUAGAUAUGGCUUGAUCUUUGUCUGAAAUCUCACAAUCCCUGUUUUUAGGAAGGUCGAACUCCUGAUUAUUAUCGUCGAAAUGCCGUGAUUGACCUGAAAAUGAUCAAAGAUAGAGAUGAAGAAUUCGAAGCAAUAAAUGAAGAAUUCCUCGAAGAUGGUCCCUUGAUUGAUAGUCCAGCGACACCAGAUUCCGGUUCCGAAGGUUCAUUUGUUGAUAGUGCAAGAUUCAACGAUGAAGAAGACGAAGGAAUUGAAAGACAUCGAUUUGAGAAGAUGUUCCGUGGACGAAUUGAUCUGCCAACUUCAGAAAAUGGAAUCUAUCUUGCUAGAACUGUUGCACCAGUCAUGACAAAGGCUUUGGCUGAAGUAUUAUUACGAAGACCUGCUGAUCCAAUCGGAUUUAUUGCUGAAUGGUUAACUAAAUACACUACAGAAAUCCCGAGAAGAAAUGGGAAUAGUCAUUGA